Messenger RNA from Sphenostylis stenocarpa, 1038 nucleotides. The record is from the annotation of a GenBank genome assembly. Lineage: Eukaryota; Viridiplantae; Streptophyta; Magnoliopsida; Fabales; Fabaceae.
AUGGGAGUUUCAUGGAGUAACAAUAACAGAAGAAGAAGAAGAAGAAACACUUACUUUCAUCCUCAUCCUCAUCCACCACAUCUCCCACCCCCUUACUAUUACCCUCCGCCGCUUCUGCCACCACCACCACAAGGUUACUUUAUUACCUCAACCAACCCUUCUGCUUCUACUUCUACCACCACCAGCUAUGUGGGUCCUCCUCCUCAGUAUUACCCAAAUGGCUACACUGCCAAUUCUGUGAUGCUUCAUCAGCAGCCCUUGUAUGCAAAUGAGGGGGGAAGUGAAAUUCAUGCUUCUCCACCACCCUAUAUUGAUCAUCAAACCACUAAGAAGAUAAGGAACGACGUCAAUUUGCAUAAACACACUUUACGCCUCUAUGUAGAUACUAACAAUCCAGAUCACCACUUGAUUUCCUUUGAUUUCGAUGCCCUCUAUGAUGGCAGCAUUACUAUCUUCUACUUAGCCAAAGAAGAAGAAAAAUGUAGGUUUAUUCCACUAUUUCCUGAUAUGUUUGAGCCAAUCACAUUCCCCUUUCAAAAAGGAGCUGGCCAGAAAUUUUGUCAGCCUUCAGGAACAGGCAUUGACCUAGGCUUUUUUGAGUUGGAUGAUCUUUCUCGACCCUCACCCGGAGAAGAUGUAUUUCCCCUUGUCAUAUGUGCUGAAACUAAUAGUUCUGUAUUAGGUGCAUCCCCUCACAUGCAAAUAACUCAAGCUGUCUUAGAGAAAAGCAAUAGUAUUGGUCCUUUCCAGGUAAAAGUAGUUAGGCAGAUUCUGUGGAUUGAUGAUGUCCGUUAUGAGCUCAGAGAGUUAUAUGGAAUAGGAAGUUCAGAAACACCAGAUUUUGAUGAUAAUGAUCUAGGAAAGGAGUGUGUAAUAUGCAUGACUGAACUCAAGGACACUGCUGUCUUACCCUGCCGACAUAUGUGUAUGUGCAGUGAGUGUGCUAAAGCUUUGCGGUUUCAAUCAAAUAAGUGUCCUAUAUGCCGUCAACCUAUCGAGGAACUUAUAGAGAUCAAGAUAAACAAUGGCAAUCAAUGA